CUGCUCAUCCGUCCUCCGCCAGCUCCCAGUCCCUCCUUCCUAUAUUCUAGAAUACCCGUUACCGUUGCCGACAAUGUGUGGAAUCUUUGGUUACUGCAGCUACUUGAAGGAGAAGACUCGCGGUGAGAUUUGCGAGACGCUCUGCAACGGCUUGUCUCGCCAAGAAUACCGUGGAUAUGACUCGGCCGGAUUCGCUGUUGACGGCGACAAACCCGGUGAGGUCCUUUACUUCAAGGAAGUAGGCAAGGUAGCCGGAUUGCGGAAGAAGGUCGCCGAAUCCGACAUGGACACGAAAAAGACGUUCAUCACCCAGUGCUCCAUCGCACACACUCGCUGGGCUACUCACGGUCCCCCCUCCGUCCGCAACUGCCACCCCGUCCGCUCGGACCCCGACAACGAGUUCUGUCUUGUUCACAAUGGUAUCGUCACCAAUGCCGCUGAGCUCCGACUUGUCCUGCAGAAGAGAGGCUAUAAGUUCGAGAGUGAUACCGAUACCGAGGCUGUCGCCAUCCUCACUAAAUACGUCUAUGAUUCUCAGCCCGAGAAGCGCAUGUCGUUCACGGAGCUCGUGCGGACUGUGCUGAUGGAGCUUCAGGGCUCUUUCGCCUUCGUCUUCAAGUCCCGCCACUACCCCAACGAGCUUGUCACUGCCCGUCGUGGAUCCCCUCUGCUCAUCGGUGUCAAGACGGACAAGAAGCUAAAGGUUGACUUCGUCGAUGUUGAAUUUGGAGAUGCCAGCGCUUCCGCCCCUCCGACCGUUACAUCUCCUCAAUCUCCUUCCAGCCUGUUGGCUCCCCCGGUCCCUGGCUCCAGCUCUAAAGUCUACCGCACCCAAUCACGUGCCUUUAUGUCCGAGGACGGGAUUCCCCAGCCCAUCGAGUUUUUCAUCGCUUCUGACGCCGCUGCCAUCGUCGAGCACACGAAGCGCGUGCUGUACCUCGAGGAUGAUGAUAUUGCCCACAUUUCUGAGGGCGAGCUGCACAUUCACCGCCUGCGCAGCAAGGAGGAGGGCUCGCAAUCGGUCGCCACCACUCGCAGCAUCGAGACGCUCGAGAUUGAGAUUGCCGAAAUCAUGAAGGGCAAGUUUGACCACUUUAUGCAGAAGGAGAUCUACGAGCAGCCGGAGUCGGUCGUCAACACUAUGCGUGGGCGUGUCAACUUCGACUCACACCAGAUCACGCUUGGUGGUCUGAAGGCGUACCUGCCCAUCAUUCGCCGUGGGCGUCGCAUCGUGUUCUGUGCUUGCGGUACUAGUUAUCACUCUGCGAUUGCUACGCGGGCUAUCUUCGAGGAGUUGACGGAGAUUCCCGUCAGCGUUGAGCUUGCCUCCGACUUCUUGGACAGGAAGACCCCGAUUUUCCGUGAUGAUGUUUGCGUGUUUGUUAGUCAGAGUGGUGAGACCGCGGACACCAUCUUGGCUCUGAGGUACUGCUUGGAGAGGGGCGCCCUUUGCGUUGGUGUCGUGAACACUGUGGGAUCCACGAUCUCGCGUGAAACUCACUGCGGUAUCCACAUCAACGCUGGUCCUGAAGUCGGCGUUGCUUCGACGAAGGCUUACACGUCCCAAUACAUCGCCCUCCUUAUGAUGGCCCUCCAGCUUUCCGAGGACCGUAUUUCCCUGUUGGAGCGCCGUAAGCAGAUCAUCGACGGUCUUCACGCUCUUCCAGGCCAGAUCAAGAAGGUCCUCGACAAUGACAAGAACCUGCGUGUCCUGGCCAAGAACGUUCUCGCGAACUCGCGCAGUCUUCUGAUCAUGGGCAGAGGCUACCAGUACGCCACGUGUCUCGAGGGUGCCUUGAAGAUCAAGGAAAUCAGCUACAUGCACUCGGAGGGUAUCCUGGCGGGAGAGCUCAAGCACGGCCCGCUCGCGCUUAUCGACGAAAACAUGCCCGUCAUUAUCAUCAUGACGCGCGACUCGCUGUACCCCAAGGUGCAGUCCGCGUUUGCGCAGAUCACUGCUCGCAAGGCGCAGCCGAUUGUUCUGUGCAAUGACGAUGACGACAGCGUCCCCGACAACGCAAAGGUGAUCCGUGUGCCGCCGACGGUGGACUGUCUCCAGGGCCUGCUCAACGUCAUUCCCCUGCAACUCCUCAGUUACCACCUUGCCAUCCAGAACGGCUUCGAUGUCGACUUCCCGAGGAACUUGGCGAAGUCUGUCACGACGGAGUAAACGUGUGUGUACGGAAUCUCGAGAGCUGGGAGAAAAAUACUGUUAGAUUAUGCAAGGCAGGUAAUGGACUGCGGUUCUCGAUCGGACGGUUUCAAUAUACCUUCUGUUUCGUUUUAAUCAGGGAGUAGAGCCAUUAGCGUGUGUGUCGUCUUUGUUGUCGUGGAGAUGUAGGAUUUCUGGACUUUGGCAAAACCAGUGUAUUGUACAUAGUUGACAUAGAAUGAAUGCAUCUGUUUGAGAUGGCAA
This is a messenger RNA of Gloeophyllum trabeum ATCC 11539, 2416 nucleotides long. Its product is annotated as isomerising glucosamine-fructose-6-phosphate aminotransferase. The coding region runs from base 74 to 2170 and encodes 698 amino acids. Lineage: Eukaryota; Fungi; Basidiomycota; Agaricomycetes; Gloeophyllales; Gloeophyllaceae. Gene Ontology annotation, molecular function: L-glutamine:D-fructose-6-phosphate transaminase (isomerizing) activity; carbohydrate derivative binding. The record is from RefSeq and is a predicted model, not a curated record. Gene Ontology annotation, biological process: fructose 6-phosphate metabolic process; UDP-N-acetylglucosamine metabolic process; protein N-linked glycosylation. The transcript has 6 exons.